AUGACGGAUAUAAAUUUCGGAAAAGCACUCGAAGCAAUACGAAUUAUUUACGAUCCUUUGGCAAAUAAUAAUCUUCGACUCGAAGCAUAUCAGCUUAUCGAAUCAAUAAAGGAAUUUGAAACAGCACAAGUUCAGCGAUUCGUUAAUUAUCUUAUUUCCCUGGAUGAUGUUAUUUUAAAUCAUGUUGAUUCUCGCAUUUCGAUCCGAAAUGAAUGUUUCAAACUAAUUGGUCUUCGUUUACCGCCUUCAACUGCGGCAUGUCGAUGUAUCGUUUCAAUGAUCAAGCAUGAAUGGCCUCAAAAUUGGCCGGAACUAUUUGAUCAAUUUGAUCAAAUUGCGCGACUGUCGCCGCUGCAUGUUCAAAUCCCAUUCGCUGUUUUAGAACAACUUGUGGAAGAUGUUAUCUAUAUAAGAUCGAUAGACAAUCCUUCUCGUCGAAAAGAUAUUAACAAUGGAAUUGGGAUGUUUUUAUCUCAGAUUAUCAGAAUGGUUCUAUUAGCAUUAGAUCAAUGUGCUUUAAAUUAUUUUUCGGACCAUUUAGCUGAAUAUAUUCCUGUAGCACAAUCUGCCAUAUCCUUGCUUAGUGAACUCGUCGAAUGGAUGCCGUCUAAAACACUCGAGCUAUAUAUUGAUGAUAUAACUGCUAGAUGUAUUGGACGUAUUGCUUCUCGAAAACAUAUUAAAGCCAGCGAGAAUCGGAUUAUUCGAGCACUUUUUAGUGAUUUCUCAAUGAAAUCAAUUUUAACAUCGGCAGACAUAGCAGCAAAUGUCAGCGCAAAGCGAGAAGAUCAUUAUCUAUAUCUAAAGGCUCUUUGUGAAGCUUUGUCGUCUCUUGGUAUUCAUUUAUCGGAAGUUUGGAAUGGUACUCCUCCUAAUUUUUCAUUUUAUCUAUCAGCAAUGGAAGCAUUUUUCUGUCAUCCAUCUGUUCAUUUACGUCGAGCGGCUUCCGAUGUCUAUGUUACAUUUACUGCACAACCGGAAAUAGUAUCCGAACAACUCUUUGACGAAUCUUUUUCGAGAAUUAUUGUGCAGAUACCAAUUUUAAUCAACAAGCCAGACUUUGAUUCUCCAGAUUCACCAGCCCUAAUUUACUCUCAGAUAGAUUAUGAUGGUAUUCCGGAACUUAUUCAGGAAUUAAGAAAAUUUCGAGAACGUGCUAUGCAGCUUUUGCGUUACGCCUGUGAUAGUAAACAUGGUGAAAUUGUUAAUAAAAUAACGAUUGAUUGGUUACAAAAUCGUUGCAUUGGUGCUAUUGAGUCAGUAAGUGAAGCUGAGUGGGAAUCGAUGUUGAGAGUAGUGCGAAUUAAUUUUUCUGGCUCAUAUGUUGCACAGCUUUUGGAUUUUGGCGAAUCACAGAUAUUCGUGGAAAUUUUUGAUCGUAUCACGUUAUUGCUUGAUAAAUGUUCAUCUGUAUUUAUUUGUAAUUUUCUCGUUUCUAUUCUUUCAGCUCUCUUCGUCAUACUGAAAUUGCAUCCUGAUCAUGUUGUUUCUUUUCUUAAUCAGAUCAGAAAAAAACUUCUGUAUGAAAAUUGGGAUGAAGUAAUGGAUGAAAAGUCGAUAAAACGUCAUUGUUUUUCCAUUCUUAUGCGACUUCUUACAUCCUAUUCUGAUAUCAUCAAAAAUUAUGCCCAAAACAUCUUUGAUAUUUGCGUCGAGGUUCGUCCAUAUGUUUCUAUAAUGCAGUUGUCAUCUCUUACCCAAGUUUUAGCUGAAUUAAGUAAUCUUUGUCCUAAUUAUGAUGAGCAAACUAAUUUUCUUGCCAGUGUUUUGCAUGAGCCGAUAUCAUUUUUCAAAUCACCAGAAAUAAUCAGUACAUUGCAAAGUGAUCUAGAUUUUCUAAAUUAUUAUGGUUUCACAGAAGCUGCUCCACAAACUAUGGAAGCGUUAGUGGAAUCGCCUUUUUUGAAAAGGUGCUCAAUGUUACGCUCAAACUUGUCUAUGAUCUCUCAUGUUUUAUCUAAUGUUCGUUCGCUGGAACCUUCAAAACAUCCAGUUUUCUCAUUUAUUCAACCUAUUUUGCCUAACAUAUUCAGAGCUGCUGCUCGAAUAAAAUCAUUGCACAGCGCACAAAGUAUCGCUUUAAUUCAUUCAUCUUAUGGGCCUAAUAUAUUUGACAUUACAUACGCCGAACGAUUGCAGCUACUCAAUGGUAUCGAAUCAAGUGAUCAAAUGAAGAAUAAAGAUGAUAUUUUACAUAAUUCGCGUAAUUUUUUCUUCAGUCUUCAUGAAACUAUUCAAACUAUCGUUGCCCUAAUGGCGCAAAAAAUGAAAAAAUAUCUGUUUAUGGAACCACAAAUUGGUGAAUGGUCCUUGGCGCUUAUUUCUGGAGCGGCUGAAUGUCCUGAUUUUCGAAUUCGCUAUUGGAUUCGUCGCUGCUGGACACCGUUCUUAUGUUCAUGUCCACAAUCAGUUUAUACACAAAUCAGGCCAUUCAUGCUUUCCUUAGCAAGCGAGCUUUAUUCGCGGCUUUCGAAGUCUUGGGAGAAGCUUUAUGAAAUGUAUAGAGCCGAAGAGUCUCCAUCACCUGAAGAAAUUUUUGCGGAGCAUGUAAUAUCUUUUGUGACACGUGAAGUUGUGGCUCUUUUGCACGAAUUUUUCGGUUUUAGUGAUAAAGAUGAUGAAAAAAAGGAUUCUGUGAAUUGCGAUCUAUUAGCAUUAGUUUGGGAUGAUCGCGAAGUCUUGGAAGCCUAUACUUCGUUAUCAUUUCUUUGCCUGGCUUGUAACGAUUCUGCAGCUUCCUAUCGUGUGAUUCCCAUAUGUAAACGAAUCACAGACAUGGUGAAGGAAAAGCAUUAUUUCGACAUGGCACCUCAUUUACUUAUUCGUUGUAUUCAAGGUAUACAGCACGAUAACUGUGAAGUUCUGUUUCAUAUUCUUCAACAAGUACCAGAAUGUACGGCUGAUAUGGCUCAUUCAUUCGAUUCGCAAAUUCGUGCAAUAAAAAUUGCUGGUGAAGAACCAACAGAUAAAAUGAAACGUCAAAUUAUGAAAAAAAUUUUGCAAUCUGUUAUAGCGGUAGAUAUUGGAAAUCAACAUAGAAGGCCAGUUCGCUGGCGGCAUCUUUCUCCAAUACCAAAGAUACACAAAGUGCUGGAAGAAGAUUUCACUGCUCUUGGGCUAAUAUUUGAUUUUAUCUAA
Molecule: messenger RNA, 3138 nt
Organism: Dracunculus medinensis (Guinea worm)
Lineage: Eukaryota; Metazoa; Nematoda; Chromadorea; Rhabditida; Dracunculidae
Source: the annotation of a GenBank genome assembly